Messenger RNA from Aspergillus steynii IBT 23096, 1049 nucleotides. Its product is annotated as signal peptidase complex subunit SPC3. Gene Ontology annotation, cellular component: signal peptidase complex; membrane. The record is from RefSeq and is a predicted model, not a curated record. The coding region runs from base 94 to 843 and encodes 249 amino acids. NCBI's taxonomy places the organism in Eukaryota, Fungi, Ascomycota, Eurotiomycetes, Eurotiales, Aspergillaceae. The transcript has 3 exons. Gene Ontology annotation, biological process: protein targeting to ER.
GUUGGUUCUCCUCCCCUCGCAUUUCUCCGUCUUGAUCUGCUUUCCCUCUGGUCUAUCAAGCUCACACCGGACACGGGGACCGGACAAUUGACCAUGCACUCCGCCCUGAAUCGCGCGCAGGCCGUCUUCGGCUUCUUCACCACCGUCGCUUUGUUCGUCGCCGGCGUCGCCGCGCUCUCCGUGCUGCUGUAUCCUGCCGAUGACGCUAAGGCGCUGGUCGCCCUGAAGGAUGUGAAAGUAAUCAAAGGUCGUCCGAACUACUACUCCUCCAGGAAAGAGGAGUAUGCGCAGAUGCGAUUCGACUUGGACGCUGACCUAUCCCCCCUCUUCAACUGGAACACCAAACAAAUCUUCGUCUACGUCUACGCCUCGUACUCCUCGUCCUCGAACCCCUCGACCUCCCACCUCCCCAACUCAGAGUCCAUCAUCUGGGACACGAUCAUCUCUGCCCCGGAAUCCCCCUACUCGCUCGCCGCGCUGCAAUCCCGCUUCUUCCCCUCGUCCUCGGCCUCUUCCUCGUCCCGCGGAGCCAACAAGAAACGCACCCCCAAGGCGUCGGGCAAGAAGGCCGCCAAAGAGCCCGGGCACCUGCGUCUCCGCGACCAGCGCUCCAAGUACCAGAUCGGGGACAUCACGGGCCGCAUGGCGGAGAGGGGCAACGUGACGCUGAACGUGGGAUGGAAUGUGCAGCCGUGGGUCGGCGCCUUGUGGUGGAGUCCGAGGUCUGGGGCCGUGCCUAGGACGGUGGGGGAUGCUGGGCAGAGCAAGGCGUUUGAUUUGCCCGCGUUGAAGAAGAAGACGCCUCCUGCUGCUGCUGCUGGGGAGAAGAAGGCUUCUGUUUAGGCGGGGCUGGGGUUAUAUUCUAGAUUGGAGAAUUGAACUUGGUUGGUUGGGAGUCGAAAGGUACGUAUGUUUGACGUUUCGGACUUUGGGACAUUGGAAAAGCCAAAGAAAAAAAAAAUUAAAGUAUUUCAUAUACCGUCUGUUAAGCAUGGAAAGUUGUGAUCAUACCCUUUCUACAAUAUCACAAUAUACAAAGCAUGCCGUGG